Molecule: messenger RNA, 1523 nt
Organism: Cuscuta campestris
Lineage: Eukaryota; Viridiplantae; Streptophyta; Magnoliopsida; Solanales; Convolvulaceae
Source: the annotation of a GenBank genome assembly
AUCCACCAUUUACUCGCGCAAUUUCUUCUUUUAGAAAGGUAAAAAGAAACAGAUAAAUCUAGUAACCAAUUAACCAUGUCUUGCCCCACCGCCGGUCAGGUCAUCCGCUGUAAAGCCGCCGUUGCAUGGGAAGCCGGGAAACCGUUGGUGAUAGAGGAAGUAGAUGUGGCGCCGCCGCAGAAGAUGGAAGUCCGCAUGAAGAUUCUCUACACCUCCCUUUGCCACACCGAUGUUUACUUCUGGGAAGCAAAAGGUCAAACUCCUCUGUUCCCUCGAAUCUUUGGGCAUGAAGCCGGAGGGAUUGUGGAGAGCGUAGGGGAGGGGGUGACACACGUGCAACCGGGAGACCACGUUCUCCCGGUGUUCACAGGGGAGUGCGGCGAAUGCCGGCACUGUCACUCUGAGGAGAGCAACAUGUGUGAUCUCCUCAGGAUCAACACUGACAGAGGGGUGAUGAUUGAAGAUGGGAAGACAAGGUUCACCACCAAGGAUGGGAAGCCCAUUUACCACUUUGUGGGCACUUCCACUUUCAGCGAGUACACCGUCGUCCACGCUGGCUGCGUCGCCAAGAUCAACCCUCUGGCCCCACUUGACAAAGUCUGUGUUCUCAGCUGUGGCAUUUCCACAGGACUUGGUGCUACACUGAAUGUUGCCAAACCACCCAAAGGUUCAACUGUGGCCAUAUUUGGAUUGGGAGCCGUAGGCCUUGCUGCUGCUGAGGGAGCAAGGUUGGCUGGGGCAGCCAGGAUUAUUGGCAUUGAUUUGAACCCGAAAAGGUUUGAAGAUGCAAAGAAAUUUGGAGUUACUGAGUUUGUGAAUCCAAAAGAUCACAGCAAGCCUGUUCAAGAAGUGAUUGCUGAGAUGACAAACGGUGGCGUGGACCGGAGCGUUGAGUGCACCGGCAACGUCAACGCCAUGAUCUCCGCUUUCGAAUGCGUUCAUGACGGGUGGGGGGUAGCGGUGCUGGUGGGGGUGCCAAACAAGGGGGACUCGUUCAAGACGAGCCCGAUGAACCUGCUGAACGAGAGGACGCUGAAGGGGACCUUCUUUGGGAACUACAAGCCGAGGAGCGACCUGCCAUCGGUGGUGGACAAGUACAUGAACAAGGAGCUGGAGCUGGAGAAGUUCAUCACCCACCAGAUCCCCUUUUCUGAGAUCAACACUGCCUUUGAUCUCAUGCUCAAAGGGGAGAGCUUGAGGUGCAUGAUCAAGAUGGACCACGCCUGACUUCAUCAUCUUCAUCAUUCACUUUUCUUAUCUUGGCUGCUCUCUUUUUUGCUUCUUUUCUUCAGUUAAUAAAAACCUGACCUUUUUCCAGGUAGCAUAGAAAAGAUUUGAAUCUAAUCUAUGCCAAAAUAUUGUGUUUCCUUUGCUUUGCUUAGCAAUGAAAAUUCGCUUUCUCCCGUUUCUCUUUGUUUGUAGGAUUACUAUUGUCAUAAAAUAAAGCUGUACAAUUUCUCUUCCUCUAAAUUCAGUUAUGCAUUUUCUUGUUUUCAUUUAGUGAAAGUCUUGAAUCUGACCUU